AUGCCGCACACGACCGUCUCGAGUAUCGUGAAUCUGCGCGACAAGUUCUCUCGCCCAGAGAAGGACAGGAUUCCAAACGAACUCAAGCGCGCUCUCUCACUGCUCAAUCUCACCUCACUCACGAAGCUCGAAGAGCGCUUUCUCGCAACUACCGCCUUUCUCGUACCCUGGGCGGUGUUUCGCGACUCUUGCUUGCUCGUCAAUGACUCUCGUGCCAGCGAGCCAACCCUCAUCUCACGGCUCGACAUCCUCUGGUUCUAUACCCAGUUCGACGAGAGCUUGUGCCGCCAUGAUCCGCGUAUCGCAAAGCCUGGUGCGCACUUCGAAAUCGACAAGAGCGAGUGGAGCCAUGCAGAACACGAAAAGCACCUGUACGCUUGGCUGCUACAAACGUUCUGUGUGGGCAAGGUGUACAGCCCGUUCGGCUUCCGGUACUUCGAGCUGCGCAACGUUUGCACGGCGUGGGUGGAAGUGUUUGUACCGAUCAUCAACGCGGUACGCGCAAGCUACAGCGUGAAGGGUCGUAGACACUACGGGCGCCUCGCGCUGUUCAUCGAAGACAGAUGCCCUAGUCGUCUUGCAUUUCCUGAAGGCAACGUCAGUAUGCCUGCUGGGGUCAUGAACUCGCCAACACCGUUUCGAAUUAUUUCCAGGCAAACGCACCUCCGCGGCGCAAGCCAGACUGUGCUAACGAAGAAGAGCUGCGACGAGACCGAGAGGGAGUUGCGCGAUGUGUACCCACAGUACGGUGGCUUGGUCGAGCGUCCGAGAUUCAAGCAUAAGAUGGACGACUGGCUUGAGCUUCAGCGAGAGCGCGCUGCACACCGAAAGACAAUCGUGAGGCCGGAGGUAGUGCAGUAUGUACCAAAAUACCAACCUGAGGUUGUGCAAGGGUCCCAACAGGUCUCUGCUGGCAGGUCGCCAAUGAAGUCGACUUUGAAGAAGAAGGGAAGUACGAGCCCGAUUAAGCAAUACGCAGACGGUUUCCGCCGCUCCCUCUCCAUGAACAUUGGCAGCAACCGCAUGGGCAGGACCGAGCCGCAGUCGCCUCUUUCGCCCACUCCACAGGAACCAAAGAGCCCUCUGCAUGGCGUAACUCGACAGAUCGAGAUCCCCGAGGAUGAUGAGAACGACGCUGAUAGCAGCGAAGCAUGGCCUCUGCCUGCGACUCGUCUACCGCGCCCGAGGCUGCCGGAGCAACGGUUCUCCGAACAGAGCUCGUACACGACCAUCCACCACUCGAGCCCGUACGGCCAUGGCACACCUGACAACGCAGUCGAAGGAUCACAGCGAUUGAGCGUAGAAACCGAGGACCCUGUCUGGUCGCCAAUGGGAGCCCCGAGUGCCAUUCCACGUCCGCUCAACAAAGUCCGCUCAGAAACCAAGGCAUCGAGCCCGCAGCCAUUGCUGGAAGUAAAGAAGUCGGUCUCAGAGGCUCGGCAUCCCAGCUACGAGGGUAACGGCUACCAGGAAGAGAUCAGCUUGACAAACCUGCAUGCUCGACAAGCCAGCGCAGGCAGCCUGUCUGUCAGCAGCGAUGCGGUUCCACCCAAGCCACGCAGUCGCCUGCCUGCUCCCAUCAAACUCCCUCCUCCAUACGUGAACCAGCAUGAGCUGCGCGUUGCAUCCGAUAACACCUAUCGCAACGACGUCGUGCCAAAGGCUUCAACUGCCCCCUGGCCCCCUGAAGAUAGUAACCCAACAGCGUGGCCGAGCAACAACAAACCAUGGGGGCGUCGCGUGGAGCUUUCGUCCGAGAUCGCACCACCCAUCCCCGCAAAGAGUCCUGAGCGCAGGGCAGCAAAGCGCGGUCUCAGGUCUGAGCAGCUUGUGCGUGAACACAGUCCCGAUCCUCAAGGCUUGACCCACCCUGCUUUGCGCGACAACAGGACCGAAUUUGAGAUGCUACGCAUCGUUUCGAAGGAGAAUAUUCGCGCUGCCCUCGGCGACCUGACGCCAGAAAGCUCGAUUGAAGAUCUUCGUGCUCGUGCAAAGGCGCCAUCGCGUGUCGCAAGCCCGCCUAGGCUCGAGACAUACAACAGUCAUAUGUUCCCGAGAAAGGAUGCGCGUCCCAACGGGCCUUGAUACUGGUGAGGGUAAGCAUGAAGCAGAUGUUAGUGUUGUUCAGCAGAUGGGAAACGGGUGACUUCAUGGCAGAUGAUGCAUAGAAGUUGGGAGAAGGGACUUUGGUCAGACAAUAAUGUCAGAGGAGUCUUGUGUCGGGUGAGACCUGCCCCAGGAGUA
Molecule: messenger RNA, 2244 nt
Organism: Didymella exigua CBS 183.55
Lineage: Eukaryota; Fungi; Ascomycota; Dothideomycetes; Pleosporales; Didymellaceae
Exons: 2
Coding region: 1-2085 (694 amino acids)
Source: RefSeq, a predicted model, not a curated record